AUGACAGCAAGCGCACCAUUUUGGAUCCGUGGGUAGUAGCUAGCUAGUUGUUGUUAGCCUACACGGCGCUUCUUCAGUGUAGUUUAUUUUCCAGAUUUGAGACUGAAGUCGAGUAAACAAAGAGAAGAUCGGAUCACAGACCGGACUCAGGGACUCUCUGUCUGAGGAAUGGACGGAGAGGAGGAGGACUUCAUGUCAGGGAACCAGUCCGGUAAAGACUCGGUUCCUGCUUUGUUUCUGUGCUAACAUGCUAACUCUGUCCUGAGCCCAAAGAGGUACUCAGGUGGUCUCAGAAACUCUCAGAAAGACUCAUUGAGGUUUGAAGUGAUGAUCAGACAUGAAGAUUAGUUUGGGGAUAGAGCCACCAGGAACUUGAACCAAAUCCACGUUUAGUGGUAGAGCCUCAGACCGAGAGGGACUCGGUCCCUUUUCUGCGACAUUAAGUCUUAAAUUUCAAGUAUUUUAUAAUAACAUGGAGGGCAGGGAAGGCUUUAGGUAGAUCCAAAGGGGAGCUUCUUUUCAGGAUCUUUUUACUCUGCUGGUACACGAAAGGUUUUGGAAAUAAGUCCUGAUCCAUAACCAAUACGCCCUGACUCCUCAGGUCUGGGCCAGAUGACCCAUGUUAAAACAAACACCUCUUUGAAUAUAGAAACCUUUUAUCCUGGGUGAGACUAUUCAAAAUACUCACUGCUUAUUUUAUGUCUGUACCACUUAAGACCAGGUCCAGAUCAUCAGUGAAAAUUGUAAACAGUAGAGGCCCGUAGAGGCACUUAAUGUCUGAGGAGUGGAACUUCACAUCUAAAGAUCUCCUGUUGAAAAUCAACCGUUACUGUCAGGCAGACACUUCAGCCAUAAUUAGGUUGUGUCAGGAAAAUUAGAUCAUCUCAGGGUCUGGAGUGGAUUUCUUUUUAAACCAUUACCGUCAUGAUGAGGGAUCAAACCGGUGAUUAGAGCCCAUCUUAGUCUGCUCUUCAUAAAGUAAAGGAGUUUCCAGCGACCUGGGCUGCUUUAGAGUCGCUGACCUGUUUGUGUUUCACAGAUGAUGGCGGCGGCACUCCAGUUCAGGAUGAACACCCUGGGUCAGACGGCGAGGAGAUGAGGAGCGACAGACAUCAUUCUGAGGUGAGGUUAAGGCCGCCACAUAACAUGCCCACACACCAUCUUCAUGUCUUAGAGUUACCUAAUCUCUAGUCUGUUAGUCAGGCCUGGAGAGUUAAAAAACUGAAAAGUAAGAGUUGCUGGACACUUCACUUUGGUGAAAGGGGUCACAGGUCAGAGGGAUUGGACUUCACUCUCCUCCAUGGGAUUGAAAACCUCUCCUCCAUGAAAUGAUUUGUUUGGUUUCAAAUGCGUUCAUUGAAAUAUUGAUCUGUCAAUCUCUGAGAUUCACCCUUGGCAGCUUCCCUCCCAUGUCUCCGUCUGGUUUCUCUCAGAGGAAGCUGGUCUCUGGUGAUCUCUGGGUGCAGGAGACUUUCUCUGUUGGUUCUUUCACAGCAGACUUUCCCCGCAAUAUUCACGACAUCCAGGUGUUUCUGUCCCUCUGACAAGUCACUUUCUGUCUCCACAGGACGAGGGCAGCAAUGAUGAGGACACUCCACAUGCUAUGGAGACCAGUGGGGCGGUCAGCGGCUCAGACAAUGAGGACCACAGAGGAGCUGACAGCGACUCUGAAGGCGAGGCUCCCAGGGGCCGCAACAACGACGACAAAAGUGAUUCAGAGGCUGAGGCCCCUCGACCUGCUGACAGUGAUGAUGACUCCCCAGUCAAACGCAGAAUGAGCGAGUCAGACAACGAGGAGUCGUCACCUGUCAAACACAGAGCUUCAGAUAACGAGGAGGAAGGAAGUUCGUCUCCCGUCAGACGCCGGGGAAGCAGCUCUGACAUGGAGGAGGGGGAGGAGAGGCCCAAAGCCGCCGCAGACAGUGACUCAGAGAACGAGGAUGCCAAACCUGCGGCGUCUCCAGACCAACGGUCCAAUGAGGACAGUGACUCUGACAGAGAGACGCCCGCCAGACACAAGGCGGCACAGAUAGACUCUGAGGAGGAAGAGGAAGGGGAGAAACAGAAGGAGGAGGCAGAGGAAGGAGUGGGAGGGAAGUGGAAGGCUGUGAUGCAGUCUGACAGUGAGGAGGAGGAGGAGGGGAAGAGGAGGAAGGCUGCUGCAAGAAGUGAUGAAGAGGAGGGGGAAAAGAGGCAGAGAGAGGACAGCGAGGAUGAAGAGGAGAAGCCAGGUACUAACCUCAUCCAAAUUCAGCUCCUAACAGCAGUAAAGAGGGUUAAAUCAGAUUCUUCUGCUGGUUUCAGUUUUUGGAUAAAAAUAAUCUACCUGUUCUUUUCAAUAAUUUGUGUUUUCUUUAUCACAGUGAAGAGGAAGAAGGCCAUUCUGUCAGACAGCGAGGAUGAGGAUGAGGAGAAGGCUGACAAACCAGGUGAGAGGACAGCUGUGAGUUAGCCAGCAAAUCAGGAGGUCCCACCUGACAAUCGUGCACAUGCUUUAAGUUUUCAGUAAGACCAAGUAUGCAGAAAAACUGGUCCCUCAACAUCUGGUCUUUACUUUACAUUCAUCAUCUCUUUGUUCCCUCAGCAGUGAAGAGGAGUCGGGCGGUCUCAGAGGAUGAGAACUCAGACAGCGAUGGAGAGUCAGUUGGUCCUGAUAAGAGUCUGGCAGCCAAACUGAGGGAGCUCGGCUCAGACAGCGCAAGUGACGAUGAGGACGAGAAGUCGAAGGUCACACCGGGAAAGAAGGAUGAAAAGGCGUUGUUCGGCAGUGACAGCGAAUCAGGAGACGGGGACGAGGAGGAGGAGUAAGUAUUGGACUUACUUUUCUCACCUGUACCUGAGUGACAGUUUGGACUAACAUGCAGAGGAAGGAAACAGGGAACUGAUUUUUAAGAAUACCAUCCUUCCUCACUCCUCCUUCCUCAGCAUCUGUGACAACAGAAAGGCUAAUGCUGUCCAACCUCAAAAAUAAAACAUUUAGACAUCAAAAUACUGUGAGUGUGACCUCUGACCCCUCUGCUUUUCCUAGGAAAAUGAUUGCAGACAUCUUUGGAGAGUCUGGAGACGAGGAGGAGGAAGAGUUCACGGUACGAGAAAAUGCUGACUGUUUCUUUACCACCUGAGUCCUUUAAAGUCCUGUUACUGAACUCAUACACCUGUCUGAAAUAAAGUGACUGACUGACUGUCUCGACCUCUGCCUGCAGGGCUUCAACCAGGAGGACCUGGAGGGGGACAAGAAAGUGUCAAAGGAGCUGCAUCAACAGCAAGAGGAGGAGUCUGACUCUGAUGACGGAGUCGACCGCAGCGGGCAGGAGUAAGCAGCUCAGGAAGGGAAAUUGUAGACAAACCGAAAACAUGCAUAUGUUCCCAUUUAACAACAGGAGCCUUUAAAUAAAUCAGCUUUUAAAGUGUUUCAAAGUUGCACCAAAACAGUAGAAAUGGGCCUUAGUGCUGGAAUCUAAUCAAAAAUAAUUUCUGCAAGCCUUAAAAAAACUGCAUGUUGCCUGUAAAAGCCUUUGGAUAUAGGAAUUGGUCAAAAGAGAGUCUAGAUCUGUCCCAGCACACUUUCCUCCAAGCUCCACGUCUGCGGCUGCAGAAAAAGAUCUGUGUAUUUAAGUUUCCUCACACUGACAGUCCUUUAAAACUCUGUUUUUUUUCUGUUCUUGUGUGUGCGUGUUUUCAGCACCAGCUUCAUGUCCGACUUCGACAUCAUGCUCGCUAAGAGGAAGGCCAUGAACAGCAAGAAGAGGCGGCACCGUGACGGAGGGACAUUUAUCAGUGACGCCGAUGACGUGGUCAGCGCCAUGAUCACCAAGAUGAACGAGGCCGCAGAGGUCAGCCUGUCAAAAUAAAAGCCUCUCCAGACACUGUUGGCGCCUUAAGGUCAUUCUUUAAUCCUCAGUGUGUCUGACUCUUUACAGGAGGACCGAACUCUCAACAGUCAGAAGAAACCUGCGCUGAAAAAACUCACCCUGCUGCCGCAUGUCGUCAUGCACCUGAAAAAGUGAGAGCUCUGACUUUGGUUUAAUGUCUGAACCUCUCAUCACACAUCCAAAGCUCCUACAGCUUUAUCUUAACACACAAGACACUUCCUUUGUUAUGUUUGCUGACCAUGAAUCAUGUGACCAUGAGCUCUGGUUUGAGGUCUCUCAUUGCUGUUUGUUUUUUUUCUCAGACAAGACUUAAAGGAGACGUUCAUUGACAGCGGCGUGAUGUCGGCCAUCAAAGAGUGGAUCAGUCCUCUCCCGGAUAAAUCACUGCCUGCUCUCAGAAUCAGAGGAGAGCUGCUCAAGAUCCUGCAGGAGGUGAGGACGAUGCUCUGGAAUGGAGAGCUCCACUCUUGUUUGAAAGAGUUCAGCCUCACCCUGUUUGUUUUCUCCGUCAGCUGCCCAGCGUCAGUCAGGAGACGCUGAAGCACAGCGGGAUCGGACGAGCCGUCAUGUUCUUGUACAAACACCCCAAAGAGUCCCGCGCCAACAAAGACCUCGCUCUCAAACUCAUCAGUGAGGACCUCUCUCUGGAAAAUCAGAAUUUCAGUGGUGUUCAUGUGUUUAGAAACAUGAGUAAAAGCUUUGAAUCUCUUUCAGACGAGUGGUCACGGCCAAUCUUCGGCUUGACAUCCAACUAUAAAGGGAUGACGAGAGAGGAGCGGCAGCAGAGAGACUUGGACCAGCAGAUGCCCCAGAGACGAAGACUAAGGUAUGAACACAGCUGUCAGACCUGAUGACAACCUGAUCCAUUAAAAAUCAUAGUUUGGUCACAGGAGCUCCAAUAGAAAGUUUAUGCUCUUGUGGCUCUGAGGUUCUGUCAUCAAGAUUUCCUUUUUCCCACUUCAGAGCUUUAUUCAUCCUUUUCAUCCUCCUCUCAUCACUUGUUCUGUUUUUCCUCCAAGCCUUUUUUCCUCCUGUUGUUGUUUCUUUUUUGGCUCUACCUUCAGUUUUUGCUUUCAUUCCUCUUUAUCACUUCAUUUUCAUCCUUCCUUCCCUCCUUUCCUCCUCUCCUCCCCUCAGUCAGCCUCAGAAGGUGGAGAGGGCGGAGGAACCCGACGUCUUCUCUCCACCAAUCAGGUUCAGUCAUUAAACUGCAUGGUUUCACUGCAAGUCCCACCUUCAGAGUGAGAUCUGAGAAAGACUGAACUUUAGAUUUAUAGUGGUUCUCUGCUUGAAGCAGCUAAACUUCAAAAUGCUAAAUAAUGAAUGUAGAAAAACAGGAAGAAGUAUUUAAGUCUGAUCAAGAUCUGCUUCAUUGUCCAUUUAUGAAGUCUGAAAAGUAUGAGUCAUUAAGUAUUCAACUAUAAUAAUAUUUGUUGAAUGAUGUUCAUUAUAUCUUCAGUUUCUUUUUUUUUUUUUUUUUAAUUCUUUUUUUUCUCCUGUAUCUCAGACAUGUUAUCUUUUUCAAUACCCUGACAUGUUUUGGCAGAAACUUCCGCCUUCCUCAGAAGUGUCACAGCCAAAACAUGUCAGGGUACGUGAAAAAGAUUACAUGUCUGAGAUAAAGGAAAAAAAGAAAACUAUAUACCAGCUAUUGACCAGCUUACAGGGAACAGUGAUGUAAGCUGCAGUUUAAGAUAUAUUAUGUUACAGAUAUAACACUAAUUCACACCGGUUAUUACCUACUUUUACAUUUCUGAUGAUGAGUCUGAGUUUAAAUUCUUUACAUUUAUAUUAAACCUUAAAAGCAAAAGAAAGUUGUGCACACACCGAGGUGCUGCAAAAAAAGGCCCGAAACACAUACAGUAAACAUGUUAGCAUAAAAACCAAGAAUAUAAAAACAUGAAAACAAAAGUAUAAAUAACAGAUUAUUUUAUGCACAAGGUCUCCAGAUUUGAAGGAGGUCAAGUUGAAUCUGGAAACUGUUGGCCUUACUUCAGUUUCAGUUUUAUAUCAAAGUUGAGCUCACAGUGUCUUGUCCUUUCAGAAACAGUGUUGUUGUGACCACACCUAAAAAGUCACUUAUAUAAGCUUUAUCAUCAUCACUUUAACGUACAGUGCAGGCAGUUUUAAAUUUGCUGAGUCCAUGUUAGAUUCAAAAGAGGGGCUGAGUAAAAACCCACAGAGAUGGUUCAGUCUAAACAUGUCUAAGACAUUAUCAAACUGAAGGUCUUGGAUCAGGUGAGUCUCUCCCUGUUAGGGUUUCCCCUCUGAGGACAACAGGGCAGAGAUAGAAACCUGAAGAGGGAACCAGCAGAGGUGUUUUCUUCCUGUUACACUGAAACGCUGACUAACUGCUGUGGGGUGGAGAAUGCUAAUAAUAGCAUGGGGACUCGGCUGCUGGUGUUAAUCCUGUUCCUCAGCAGACUGUAGAUGUGCUGCAGGAUUCACACUCUAAAAAUGUCUGAUUUCUCGGCUCUUAAUCUUUCCAUUUCUUCCUGAUAUAAACCAAAGUGUCCCCCUCUCUUCUAUCGGUGCAGCUCUGGAGGUCAGACGCCUCGGAGGGACUUAGAGAAACAGCUGACUGGAGAGGAAAAGUGAGUUAUACUUCAAACAUAACCAGGUUACUUUCCUGGUCCAGGUUUUAGAAUUUAAAGUGCAGAGAAGGCCAGCACUAUCACAACUGAACCCCUCCUCCUCCCUGCAGAGCUCUGAGACCCGGUGACCCCGGCUUCUGUGCCAGGGCUCGAGUCCCGAUGCCCUCCAACAAAGACUACGUGGUUCGACCAAAGUGGAACGUGGAGGUGGAGUCAAACAGGGUGAGUGCACUGAGGGGGGAGGUUUAUUUUUAGCUGUUUAAAGCUCCCGUGAGGAGGAUUUUUCUGCUUCAUCGAAUGAACUCAGAUUUCUAAUGCUGCUGUUUAUGAGCUGCAGAAACAAAGCAGACCAACAGAGAGACAAUGGGCUGAUUCCCUCGGGUUACUGGUCAAAGAUUAGAGAUAGACAGCACCCUGCAGAAUCAGUUUUUUUGACUGUAAAUAGAUUAAAAAAAAAAAAAAAAGCUGAGCUUGGAGUGAAAAAUAAGACUUAUUCUGCCUCUGGAUGUGUGACAGCCCUGGCUGGUUCUGUUGCAGCUCUCAUUGUGUUUAACUCAAAAUAAGAUUAUGAACUACCUGUUAUGAACAUGUCUUUGUAAAAGUCAUGAGGAUAGAUUUUCCUUAAGGGAUGAGAGUGAGGAUGACAAUCAUGAAAUCAUAAUCCUCAGUAAAGAGGUCUUUUGACAGACCUGUGGAUGAGUCUUUUUGGGGGUACAGCAGGUUAAAUUUCCAAUUUACUUUCACACACGACUCACCGGUGCAAACAAGGACUCUUAAUUAGUCUUUGUUAUAAAGUUUUAAUUUUACUGUUGUUUAAGAUUGCAGUUAUUCAUUAGAGUUUUUAACAAGCAAAUUUUAGAGUUUGUUUUAAAAGGCAUUUCUAUAGCAGCACAAAUAUAUAUCAUCUGAGCAGGCUGGUUUUAAAGUACAAGCUGUCUGUAAACUGGAAGUGAUGUCGUUGGCUGCGCUGUCGUUGGUCCUCUGUAGAGCGGCUAUAAAAAAGGAAUGAGCCUGCUGGAGAAGCACAAACGUCGCUUUGCAGAGCAGAGGAAAAACAACCGCCCACAGGGAGCUGUCAAGAUCAGCAUAGAGGGAAACCGAAUGCCUCUGUAGUUCCUGCUGCUGACCUGUGGGGGGCAGUAAGUCCUUCUGCAUGGUAUGACGGCGUGCAGUGAUGCUAGUACUGACUGUGCAGCAUUUCAGAGACCGCACCGUCGAACGGCGCAUUUGAAGUGUGCAUAAUGUCAUCAUGCGGCGCGAACAGUGUCCCAUUUGGCUCGAAAUGCUGAGCGUGCUUCAAAUUUGAUCUCAAAACCACACUACCCCCGCCCCUUUUUCGUGGCCUUGGUAUCCCAGAAUUCUUUGCGUGCCACUGCGCAUUUGGGGUGAGAGGCCGGACUCGCUUGGAGAUGCAGCGCAUCAUUAUACUCUUUAGAAAAGAACUGAUCCACUCUGUGACCACAAUCAAAAACAUUAGAAAUUAGAAAGCUGACAAAACUACAGCAGAGUGUCCCAACAACAUUGAGUUGUUUUUUUUUUUGUUUUGUUUUGUUUUUUAAGGUUUAGAGAUUAAAGUUGUAAACUUGGAAGAAUAAAGUUAUCAAGUAAAUAAAGUCAUAAAGCUGCUUUUGUGGGAGAAUGACUGAAGCUGGUCAUCUGCAGGGUUAUCAGCAGGUCAUUCAGAGAGAUUUUGUGGUUUCUGAAGAAACAAUCCAACUGAUGAUCAACAUUUGAGAUCCAGAGGGAGUCGAGCUCAGAUGAGCAAAACGUCUCUGACACUGGCGGUAGCCUACACCUGCAGAGACACCAUGGCCUUAUUAUGGCAUAUGGAUUCAUAUCAUAAACUAAAGCUCAAUGUCAUUCAUGGCUGCAUUGACAGAUACACUCACCGGCCACUUUAUUAGGUACACCAUGCUAGUAACGGGUUGGACCCCCUUUUGCCUUCAGAACUGCCUCAAUUCUUCGUGGCAUAGAUUCAACAAGGUGCUGGAAGCAUUCCUCAGAGAGCUUGGUCCAUAUUGACAUGAUGGCAUCACACAGUUGCCGCAGAUUUGUCGGCUGCACAUCCAUGAUGCGAAUCUCCCGUUCCACCACAUCCCAAAGAUGCUCUAUUGGAUUGAGAUCUGGUGACUGUGGAGGCCAUUUGAGUACAGUGAACUCAUUGUCAUGUUCAAGAAACCAGUCUGAGAUGAUUCCAGCUUUAUGACAUGGCGCAUUAUCCUGCUGAAAGUAGCCAUCAGAAGUUGGGUACAUUGUGGUCAUAAAGGGAUGGACAUGGUCAGCAACAAUACUCAGGUAGGCUGUGGCGUUGCAACGAUGCUCAAUUGGUACCAAGGGGCCCAAAGAGUGCCAAGAAAAUAUUCCCUACACCAUGACACCACCACCACCAGCCUGAACCGUUGAUACAAGGCAGGAUGGAUCCAUGCUUUCAUGUUGUUGACGCCAAAUUCUGACCCUACCAUCCGAAUGUCGCAGCAGAAAUCGAGACUCAUCAGACCAGGCAACGUUUUUCCAAUCUUCUAUUGUCCAAUUUCGAUGAGCUUGUGCAAAUUGUAGCCUCAGUUUCCUGUUCUUAGCUGAAAGGAGUGGCACCCGGCGUGGUCUUCUGCUGCUGUAGCCCAUCUGCCUCAAAGUUCGACGUACUGUGCGUUCAGAGAUGCUCUUCUGCCUACCUUGGUUGUAACGGGUGGUUAUUUGAGUCACUGUUGCCUUUCUAUCAGCUCGAACCAGUCUGGCCAUUCUCCUCUGACCUCUGGCAUCAACAAGGCAUUUCCGCCCACAGAACUGCCGCUCACUGGAUAUUUUUUCUUUUUCGGACCAUUCUCUGUAAACCCUAGAGAUGGUUGUGCGUGAAAAUCCCAGUAGAUCAGCAGUUUCUGAAAUACUCAGACCAGCCCUUCUGGCACCAACAACCAUGCCACGUUCAAAGUCUCUCAAAUCACCUUUCUUCCCCAUACUGAUGCUCGGUUUGAACUGCAGGAGAUUGUCUUGACCAUGUCUACAUGCCUAAAUGCACUAAGUUGCCGCCAUGUGAUUGGCUGAUUAGAAAUUAAGUGUUAACGAGCAGUUGGACAGGUGUACCUAAUAAAGUGGCCGGUGAGUGUAUAUCCUCAGCAUAUCCAUAUCUGCCUCCACAAAAGCAGCGAUUUCCUCUUUCUUCAAGUUGUCAUGACGCGAGCCUAAGGGCGGGGACAUUUGGCAACUCUACCAGGAAGUCCUCAGAAGGGUAGUCUGUCCCAUUUCACAAAAACCGGACCAUCUCACUCAGGGUACUUAAGUCCACAUACAGUGCAUCCAGAAAGUAUUCAUACCACUUCACUUUUUCCACAUUUUGUUAUGUUACAGCCUUAUUCCAAAAUGGAUUAAAUUCCUUUUUUCCCUCAAAAAUUCUACACAAAAUACCCCAUAAUGACAAAGCAAAAAACUUUUUUUAGAACAUUUUGCAAAUUUAUUAAAAAUAAGAUACUCAAAUGUUGCAUAUACAUGAGUAUUCACACCCUGAAAUGUUCCUCCAACUUGAUUGCAGUCCACCUGUGACAAAUUCAGCUGAUUGGACAUGAUUUGGAAAGCCACACCUGUCUAUAUAAGAUCCCACAGCUGACAGAGCACGUCAGAGCACAAACCAAGCCAUGAAGUCUGUCAGUAGACCUCUGAAACAGGGUUGUAUCGGUGCACAGAUCUGGGGAAGGUUACAGAAAAAUAUCUGCUCUAUUGAAGAUCCCAAAAAGCACAGUGGUCUCCAUCAUUAAGAAAUGGAAGACGUUUGGAACCACCAGGUAUCUUCCUAGAGCUGGCCGCCCAGCCAGCAAGUGGGGGAGAAGGGCCUUGGUCAGGGAGGUGACCAAGAACCCGAUGGUCAUUCUGACAGAGCUCCAGCGUUCCUCAGGGGAUUUGGGAGAACCCUACUGAAGGACCACCAUCUCUGCAGCACUCCACCAGUCAGGCAUUUAUGGUAGAGUGGCGAGACAGAAGCCACUCCUCAGUAAAAAGCACAUGACAGCCCGCUUGGGCUUUACUAGAAGGCACCUGAAGGACUGACAGACCAGGAGAAUUAAAAUUCUCUGGUCUGAUGAAACUGGCUUCAGGACAAGUCUCUGAAUGUCCUUGAGUGGCCCAGCCAGAGCCCAGACAACCCGAUUAAACAUCUUUGAAAAGACCUGAAAGUAGCUGUGCACCGACGCUGCCCAUCCAACCUCACUAAGCUUGAGAGGAUGUGCAAGGAAGAAUAGGAAAAACUACCCAAAUCCAGGGGUGCCAAGCUUGUUGCAUCAUACACAAGAAGACUGGAGGCUGUAAUCGCUGCCAAAGGUGCUUCGACCAAGUAUUGAGUAAAGGGUGUGAAUACUUAUGUAUAUGCAACAUUUGAGUAUCUUAUUUUUAAUAAAUUUGCAAAAUGUUCUAAAAAAAGUUUUUCACUUUGUCAUUAUGGGGUAUUUUGUGUUGAAUUUUUGAGGGAAAAAAGGAAUUUAAUCCAUUUUGGAAUAAGGCUGUAACAUAACAAAAUGUGGAAAAAGUGAAGUGGUAUGAACACUUUCCGGAUGCACUGUAACAGCAGUGUGCUCAGCUAAGCACGCUUGAGUGUGCUCAGCCUGAUGUGGUCUUUGAAAUGAGACACAGCCAUAGAAUGGACAGCGUCUGCCUCCUCUCUGGGUGAAGCCACUCCAAGAACAGCACCCUCUGUUGAUGGGCUGCAGUAUAGGUCAUAAAUCCCGCCUCCGCCAGCAAAGCCUAUGGAGCUGUGGACAAACGUUAGAAAUUUAUUACACAUAACAUACAUUUUUCUCCCCCCUGCUUGUGAUGUUGACAUGUAGUUAUUGUAAGACUGGUUUGUGCUCAAGUCCUCUUUUUUCUGUGAAGCUCUGUUUUUAAAAGUUAUUAGGUAGUUCAUGUUUUCUAUGAUUGACACUUGAUACAGCCUGUGGGCAUUCAGGGAUUGCGUAGCUCUCCCCGGGGGAUAUACUGCGCGCCCGAAUGUGCUCAUCUCUACUGUACAUCAUUGGUUUCGGGAAAUGAAAAAAAAUCCCGGACAUACGGAGAGCUAUUUGGCUUCAAAUCCGUAUACAGGCGGUAGACGGAACCAAGUUGUCCAUAGUAUAUACAGUCUAUGAGCAGGACUUAUCCCCUGAGUCUGGACGGUAGAGCUAACACUAAUGUGCUCCUCGUGUGACGUUCUCUGUAGUGUCCAGCAGGGGGCCACUCCACUGGUUCUACAUGUGGUCUGAUUAUAAGGAAGUCUAUCAGAAUAUGUUCCUGUUUUUAGUAAAAUAAUAAACUAACAAUCCAAGUCAGAGGAAAAACAAGCAUUUAGAAAGUGAGACAAGGCUUGAAGCUAACUCCUGAGUUAGGAGUUACAGCGCUGCAUCAUUGAGAAAAAGAGGAAAUCUGUCCCCAAAAAAAACAUUUCUCAGAAUUGGUUACUAUGAAAGGUCAAAAUGUGCUGAAAUAACACCAUGAUGUUAAUCAGUAGAGAGGAAAAGGUCAGGCUUUGUCAGGUUGUCCUCAAAAGCAGAAGAAAACAACCUUUUUAUAGUUUGUCAUACAGAAACGGUGUCUUCCUGGAUUCUAUUAUUUCAUUUCUGUUGCUUAGCUUGCAUGCCGGUCAAAGGCAAGUCUUACACGUAUCCACUGUUGCUUACACAUUUACUUGUAACAUGUAACAGAUACAACCUCACUGCAAAAACUUAGAACUACCCCUUUAAUGUGGAUGCUUUUGAAUGAGGAUCAUGCUUGAACAGUGCACCUCUCUGGCAAAAGUGCAGGGGACGUUACGGAGGAGCCUCUGAGCUGCAUGUUUCCUCUGAGGGUUUGAACGCUCCUCCUGCAUGACUCUGGAGAACAUGUGUGCCAAAGAGAGGCAAAGCACCUGCUAAUACUGAACAGUUUUUGUUCUAGCUGCUCUCUGGAGUGAAAGUCUUCCUCAGGAAUCAGUAAAUGUUUGUUGUGUGGUUAGAAAGUCAGGAGGUGGCGCUCAUGCUCGCGUUUUAUCUCCUUCAACAGAUCGUCCUGAACCUGUUUGUAAGCCUCUCCAGCUUCUGUUGGGUUUUAAUUUUCUGUUUCUGUGUCUGUUUGUCCUUACAGGGUCCAAUGAAGAAGGGAAUAUCCCGCGUAGAUAAACAGAUGCGUAGGUUUGCCGACAUCCGCCGCCUGACGAAGCCGGGUCACGCUGUAAAAAUCAGCGUGGAAGGAAACCGGAUGCCGCUCUGAUUUUAACCUCUAUAGGAUUUAUUCAUAUAAUUAAUUUCUUUUUAAUGUGUUGCUCCACCUUUCUCCUGCAGUCCACCUCCUCCUCUUCUGGUCCAGCUCUGUGUUUCUGUAGAGCUAACAUGAGAUAACUGUGACUCUGCUGAGAUGUGGCAUCUGCUGCACACAGAAAUGACCAGAAAUCAUCCGUCUUUAGGCAACAAACAUUGAACUUUCCUAAAAUGAUCCAGAAAUAAACUUCCAAGUUACCGCAAAACUUUUGCACCUCUAAGCCACCUGUAUUUUAGAUGAUAACCAAUCAUCUCAAUUCAUGUUCUAGUUAACAAGCAAUCAUGUUGAAACGGACGCCAAAGUUAGUGCUGUUAUCAGCUGUUAAUUAUAAAAUCGUUGGUUUGUAUUAUUAGUUCCUGUUAGCUGGAAGAUUUUUCAGCAGAUUGUGGAAAACUAUUUAUGUAUUCAUAACUCCUCAUAUAAGUUCAUAGAUUGGCUUUUUGUUUUUUUUUGUUUUUUUUUCAGUGCAAAAAACCAUUUGGUAGAAACAUCAACUUUAGUCUGAGCUAUGGGAUCUGCAGCUGCUCUAUCAGCCCCGUUCAAACUUCCCAAAAAGAAAAAAAGGCCUGCAGGAAACAACUUAGUGGAUCAUUUUAGAUCGUCUCUGUUUCUGCCCAAAGUUCUGUCUCAUAUAAAUCCUUCAAAACUCUUUAAUUGGAUUUAAGGAUAAUUUCUGUUCUCUGAUGCCUUUUUAUUUUUUGUGAAAACCCCUUUUUUGUUCCCUCCCUGCUCCCAUAGCGGCUGUACAGAAGUCUCUAAAUUGUCUACAGGACUGAUUUCACACAGACUCUGAAAGAUCCAGACAGAAAUCUGGAGUCAGAUCUGGUUUAGGGUUAGUGUGUCUGUGUGAGUCAGCCUGUCUGUCUGCACUGUCUGGAUCAGAUGAUACUUUUUCUUAAUAAACACUCUCAGAAACUCA
Xyrichtys novacula (pearly razorfish) is the source of this 13637-nucleotide messenger RNA. Lineage: Eukaryota; Metazoa; Chordata; Actinopteri; Labriformes; Labridae. The record is from the annotation of a GenBank genome assembly.